Messenger RNA from Cylicostephanus goldi, 216 nucleotides. The record is from the annotation of a GenBank genome assembly. NCBI's taxonomy places the organism in Eukaryota, Metazoa, Nematoda, Chromadorea, Rhabditida, Strongylidae.
AUGGAACGAUCUAGAGACAAGCAUGGACGAUUAGUUGCGGACCGCAAACGAUUCCCUAGUGGAAUAAAAAACCUUGCUAAAUAUAUGCAUGAUAGAAAUCUUGAACUUGGCAUUUAUGAGGAUCUUGGGACGAAAACUUGCGAAGGAUACCCAGGAAGCUUGAACCAUAUCAACAUCGACGCCAAAACCUUCGCUUCUUGGGAUCCCCGAGACUGA